Lacerta agilis (Sand lizard) is the source of this 2808-nucleotide messenger RNA. RefSeq names its product protein kinase cGMP-dependent 1 (gene PRKG1). Gene Ontology annotation, molecular function: cGMP-dependent protein kinase activity; ATP binding. The transcript has 19 exons. The record is from RefSeq and is a predicted model, not a curated record. Gene Ontology annotation, biological process: protein phosphorylation. Bases 67 to 2187 code for a protein of 706 amino acids. NCBI's taxonomy places the organism in Eukaryota, Metazoa, Chordata, Lepidosauria, Squamata, Lacertidae.
CCCGCUCGCUUCCUUACGGGAUACCAAAAAGAAAAAAAGUUGCAGCGGAGCGAGGGCUUUCGAAACAUGAGCGAGCUGGAAGGGGACUUUGCCAAGCUCUUGCUGCUGAAGGAUGAGCGGAUUAAAGAGCUGGAGAAGCGCUUGUCCGAGAAGGACGAGGAGAUCCAGGAGCUGAAGAGGAAGCUGCACAAGUGUCAGUCCGUGCUGCCCGCGCCCACCACCCACAUCGGACCCCGCACCACACGGGCGCAAGGCAUCUCCGCCGAGCCCCAGACCUAUCGCUCCUUCCACGAUCUCCGGCAGGCGUUUCGGAAAUUCACCAAAACCGAAAGGUCAAAGGAUCUAAUAAAGGAAGCUAUUCUUGACAAUGACUUCAUGAAGAAUCUAGAACUGUCACAGAUCCAGGAGAUUGUGGAUUGUAUGUAUCCAGUGGAAUAUGGCAAGGACAGUUGCAUUAUCAAAGAGGGAGAUGUCGGUUCACUGGUAUAUGUCAUGGAAGAUGGAAAGGUUGAAGUGACAAAGGAAGGUGUGAAACUGUGCACCAUGGGACCUGGCAAGGUAUUUGGGGAACUCGCUAUCCUUUACAACUGCACCCGGACAGCCACCGUCAAAACUCUCGUAAAUGUGAAACUUUGGGCUAUUGAUCGGCAAUGUUUUCAAACAAUAAUGAUGAGGACAGGCCUCAUCAAGCAUACAGAGUAUAUGGAAUUUUUAAAAAGCGUUCCUACAUUCCAGAGCCUUCCUGAAGAGAUACUCAGUAAGCUUGCUGAUGUCCUGGAAGAGACGCACUAUGAAAAUGGAGAGUACAUUAUCAGGCAAGGUGCUCGCGGGGACACUUUCUUCAUAAUCAGCAAAGGCAUGGUAAAUGUUACUCGUGAAGAUUCGCCUGGAGAAGAUUCAAUCUUCCUCCGUACUUUAGGAAAGGGAGAUUGGUUUGGAGAAAAAGCACUCCAGGGAGAAGAUGUUCGGACAGCCAAUGUUAUCGCUGCUGAAGCCGUAACAUGUCUCGUCAUCGACAGAGACUCUUUCAAACAUCUGAUUGGAGGCCUGGAUGAUGUUUCCAAUAAAGCAUAUGAGGAUGCCGAAGCAAAAGCAAAAUAUGAAGCCGAAGCUGCCUUUUUUGCCAACCUGAAACUAUCUGACUUCAACAUCAUUGACACACUUGGAGUUGGAGGUUUUGGAAGAGUUGAGCUGGUCCAGUUGAAAAGCGACGAAUCAAAAACGUUUGCAAUGAAGAUACUAAAGAAACGCCACAUAGUGGACACAAGACAGCAGGAGCACAUCCGCUCAGAGAAGCAGAUCAUGCAAGGGGCUCACUCAGAUUUUAUUGUGAGGCUAUACAGGACGUUCAAGGACAGCAAAUAUUUAUAUAUGUUGAUGGAAGCUUGUUUAGGCGGAGAGCUUUGGACAAUUCUCAGGGACAGAGGUUCAUUUGAAGAUUCUACAACCAGAUUUUAUACUGCAUGUGUGGUAGAAGCUUUUGCCUAUCUGCAUUCCAAAGGAAUCAUUUAUAGGGACCUCAAGCCAGAAAACCUCAUUUUAGAUCACCGAGGUUAUGCCAAACUGGUCGAUUUUGGCUUUGCAAAAAAAAUAGGAUUUGGAAAGAAAACAUGGACUUUUUGUGGAACUCCAGAAUAUGUAGCCCCAGAGAUCAUCCUGAACAAAGGUCACGACAUUUCAGCAGACUACUGGUCACUGGGAAUCUUAAUGUAUGAACUCUUGACUGGCAGUCCACCAUUCUCAGGCCCAGACCCCAUGAAAACUUAUAACAUCAUACUAAGGGGGAUUGACAUGAUUGAAUUUCCAAAGAAGAUUGCCAAAAAUGCUGCUAACCUAACUAAAAAACUAUGCAGGGACAACCCAUCAGAAAGACUAGGGAACUUAAAAAACGGUGUCAAGGAUAUUCAAAAGCACAAGUGGUUUGAAGGCUUUAACUGGGAAGGUUUAAGAAAAGGUACAUUGACACCUCCUAUAAUACCAAGUGUACCGACUGUUACCUUCUCCCCACUUCCCCAAGCAGUCAGAAGUUCCAGGGGCAGCGCUUCCGAGUUUAGUUUCCUUUGGAUGAGCGAGCACUGGAGACUUAAGGUUGCAUCUCCAACAGAUACAAGCAAUUUUGAUAGCUUCCCUGAGGACAACGAUGAACCACCACCUGAUGACAACUCAGGAUGGGACAUAGACUUUUAAUGUAUUUCUCUUACCUGCUUCUGCCUUGCUGAAGACAGCUUCCUGAGACAUGGCUGCCAGCAGACCUGAAGGAAUUGGGAAGGAUUAGUGCUCGGGGUCACCAUGAUGCCUUGAUUGAUGCUGCUACAGUAACUACAGUGGCAUUAGGACUUCUUGCUUAGAUGACAAUAGUGCUCUUCACAUGUUUUCUGUUUGAACUUAACAUAGCAGUUGACAUGGUGGUCCUGAAGCAAAGCCUUUUUAACCAGUAAAUAAAUGUGUUUUCUAUCACUGUAAUGAACUCGCUCCAGUCAUAAUUUGAAAGCUGAUAGAAUAAGAUGCACAUAAUUCUAGCUGCAAUAUCAUUGUAUUGCUAAUUCUGUUCUGAAAUGUUAAGUACUGUAGAAUCUACAGUGUAGGAUCUGGGGUAUUCCCAAAAAAGCAAAAGGAGUGUGUUCGGCCUCUUAAAGUGGGCCAACGUAUCAAACCAAUGAGGACCACAAAGCUAUUGGUCUUGGAGUUCAUGUCAAAGCAGUGCUAUAUAGGUUGUCUUUUCUUUUCGAGCAGUAUUCAUGACAAGAAUGAAUGUUACCCUUUUCCAUAUUUAAUUUCUGAUGUGCUUUCCCCCUCCCAAACUGAUAA